Molecule: messenger RNA, 1854 nt
Organism: Rhododendron vialii
Lineage: Eukaryota; Viridiplantae; Streptophyta; Magnoliopsida; Ericales; Ericaceae
Product: cytochrome c oxidase assembly protein COX15
Exons: 7
Coding region: 131-1561 (476 amino acids)
Biological process (GO): heme A biosynthetic process
Cellular component (GO): mitochondrial inner membrane
Molecular function (GO): oxidoreductase activity, acting on NAD(P)H, heme protein as acceptor
Source: RefSeq, a predicted model, not a curated record
AAUCCACGUACGUACCGCGAUUGUCACAACGCUGGGUUUUUGCCACCCGCUUAAACCCCCCACUGAACAAUCGAACGGACAAUUCCCCCCUGGAGAGAGAGAGAGAGAGAGAGAGAGAGAGAGAGAUUUGAUGGAGAGCAAACUGGUAUGGCUUCUGCAGAGGAGGAGCAAAGCCCUAAAUCACAUUUACAAUAACAUAAAGCAUGCGUCGACUAGGGUUCUGAAUGAACAACCUUCGCCUUCAUCGCCUUCGUCUUUGCUAAACCCUUCUAGAUUCUUCUCCAGCGUUUCCGGCCGCAGCGCUGCUUCUUCGACUUGUGUUGCUGGUAGGAAAUCCGUUAUCUAUGGCUUCAGAGCCCUCCAUCGUCAUCAUAAGGAUUUCUACAAGCCAUCUUAUCGUACUAUGUCCACUGCCUCAGUUGCCUCUAUUGAAAGUAAGGAGGGACUGAAGCUUCUUGUUACUGCAGGGCCACAUGCUCAGAAAGUGAUUGGGAUAUGGCUCUUUGCUUCUGCUGCAUGGGUGUUUAGUAUGGUGAUACUUGGUGGUGUCACAAGACUUACCCGAUCUGGUCUCUCAAUGACUGACUGGAAAUUCAGUGGUAGCCUUCCUCCGAUGUCGGAUGAGGAUUGGUUGAUUGAGUUUGAGAAAUACAAGCAGUCCCCAGAGUACAAGCGUGUAAACAAAGGGAUGAAUAUUGAUGAUUUCAAGUUCAUAUAUUGGAUGGAAUAUGCACAUCGUAUGUGGGGAAGGGCGCUGGGGGUUAUGUUUGCUCUACCAUUUUCAUAUUUUAUGCGUAAAGGAUAUAUUACCUUACGACUUGGUCUAAGACUCUCUGCGCUAUUCGCCCUCGGUGCUGGACAGGGAUUAAUUGGUUGGUGGAUGGUUAAAAGUGGGCUAGAAGAACCACCAUCUGAAUACACACAGCCAAGAGUAAGCCCUUACCGCUUAGCAGCUCAUCUAACUUCAGCAUUUGUAAUUUAUUGUGGCCUAUUUUGGACUGCUCUUUCUGUUGUAAUGCCUGAACCACCUGCUGAAUCAGUAGCUUGGGUUCGCGGGGCAGCAAAGGUUAAGAGACUUGCCCUUCCCCUAAGCGUUCUUGUUGGCAUCACUGCUGUCUCUGGGGCUUUUGUUGCGGGGAAUGAUGCUGGCCAUGCAUUUAAUACAUUCCCAAAGAUGGGUGAUACAUGGAUUCCGGAUGAUGUUUUAAGUAUGAAGCCACUUUUGCGGAACUUCUUUGAGAAUACAUCAACAGUGCAGCUCGACCAUCGUAUCUUAGCAGCUGCAACGUUGGUUUCUAUCUGUGGCUUUUGGUGGUCAACAAGAAAACUGGAUAUUCAUCCUGCUAUACGAUCUUUGAUUGGAAGCACCAUGGGCAUGGCUGCUCUUCAGGUCACUUUAGGGAUAUCGACACUCCUGUCGUAUGUACCUGUCUCGCUAGGCACUGCUCAUCAGGCUGGAGCUCUAACUUUAUUGACACUGAUGAUCCUUCUCAAUCACACAGUCCGAAAGCCAUCUCUUUCGCUUCUGAAGUCUCUCCCUUCCGUUGCAAAAACAACCUAGUAACUCUUCAUACUGCAAUUAUGUACUGAGUUUAGGAAUACGGCUCUCUUCAAUUAUUGGUCCUUCCAAUAGUCAAUUUUCAGGUGCUCGGCACAUCUUGCCACUAUAGCUCACGAUAAAGAUCAAUGACCUUCCUCAAUGCGCUUGUUAACUGGGUAGAUUUUUCAACAAUGAGUUGUGACUGUUGUAUUCGAAAAUGCCAUUGAUUAUCGAUAACAUGUUAUUCUUUAUUGUGUAUAUUUUUUAGGACAAAGAUCUUUACAAUUAAGCGGCUAUUCUUGUUGUUGCAUCAA